AUGGAAAAUACUACUUCUUUGGUUCAAUUUGGAGGCAAGUGGAAUGAAAAAAAUGAGUACGAAGGGUACACAAUGACUGGAAUAUUGAUUCCACCAAAUUGUUCUCUUGACAACUUGGUGAACUUGGUAAAACAGGAGAUAAAGGAAACAAGAGCAAGUAUUGAAGUUUAUUAUCAAGUAGCCAAAGGAACACCACCAAUGAAGAUUGAAUCAGACAAUUCAGUGUUGUUCUACUUGGAAAUAAAGAAAAAAGUUGCAGAAAAAAUAACUGACUUACCAUUGUGUGUGAAUAUAGUUCAAGAAUCAAUGGAUGAAAAUAAUCUUCUUCAGCUAUCAAAUCAGAAAGCUACAGCACAAGAAAUGGAGGUGGGAACAUUAUUAAUGCAAGCAAACAAAGCUUCCAUCAAUGAACAUAUGUUACUUGAAGAAGGAAUGUCAAGCACAAUAAAUGAGGGAAUCAAUGUGGCAUACAUACCUCACCUUGCUGAAGAAGUAGCUGAUUUUAUAAUUGAAGACAAUUCAAAAAGAAAAAAGAGAUUGGAGGAAAUUGAAAUAGUAAUAUCUGAUUACAGAGUGAACAAAAUAGAGCAAGGACAGAUUUACAAGGACAAGAACACAAUCAAAUCAGCUCUUGGCUACCAUGCAAUGCUACAUAACUUUCAGUUCAAAACAAAAAGAUCAGAACCAAGAGAGUACCUGGUUACCUGCGCAGAUGACACAUGCAGCUGGUUUGUGAGUGCUUCUAAAUACAGAAAUCAAGAUUUAUUCAAGGUACGAAAAUGCAUUCCAAAUCAUACUUGCUCUGUUGAAAUUGUUAUGGAGGAUCAUAGGCAAGCAAAAAGCAUCAUAAUUGGGGAAUUAAUAAAGAAUAAGUACAAGUCAGUCAAAAUAAAUUAUACUCCAAAUGACAUCAUGAAUGAUGACUUUGGAGUAACCAUGGGAUACACAAAAGCAUGGAGAUCAAGAGAAAAAGCUUUGCUUCUAGUAAGAGGGAACCCUGAUGAUUCAUAUCAAAAGUUGCCAAUGUAUCUUCACAUGUUGAAGCAAGACAGUUGGAGAUACUUGAGGCCUAUCAUUGUUGUUGAUGGAACUUUCUUAAAAAAUGCACAUGGCGGCACACUAUUUUCAGCAUCAACAUUAGAUCCAAACAACAACAUUUUUGUCUUGGCUUUUGGAAUAGCAGACUCAGAAAAUGAUAACUCUUGGCUUUGGUUCUUCUCCAAACUAAGAGACACAUAUGGAGAACCCGAAGGAUUGGCUAUUGUUUCUGACAGACACAAGAGCAUAGAGAAUGCAGUACAUAUAGUGUACUCAAAUGCGUUCCAUGGAGCUUGCAUGUAUCACUUGCUCAAUAAUUUGAAAAGCAAGUAUGGAAACCAUGGAGAACAGCUACAAAUGAAUUUCAUUGCAGCAGCAAAAGCAUACACAAAAACAGAAUGUGAACACUACAUGAGAAGCCUUGAUAGACUUGACAGGCGCAUUAGACCCUAUUUAGAGAAAGCCAAAUAUGAAACUUGGGCAAGAUCAUACUCACCAACAAAAAGAUACACCAUGAUGACAUCCAACAUCGCAGAAUCGCUCAACGCUGCACUAAAAGCUGCAAGAAAUCUCCCUAUUGAUAUAUUGGUUGAAUGUCUUAGAAGUUUGGUUCAAAAGUGGGUUUGGAACAAUUCAAAUAAUGCAAAUGGAACAUUCACAAAAGUGUCUACAGCAACAGAAAAUGAAUUGAGACAUGACAUUGUUUCAAAAAUGAAGUAUGAGGUCUUGCCUUUCAACCCAAUAGAAUAUCAAGUUCGUGAUGAAAAAGGGACCAAUUUCACAGUAAAUAUUCACAAUAGAACUUGUACAUGCAAUAGGUUUCAAGAAGAUGAAAUGCCUUGUGGGCAUGCAGUAGCUGUAAUUGCAAAGAGAAACUUGGGAGUAUAUGAUUACUGUGCAAAGUUUUACAAAACAGAAACUUUGAAAGCAAUGUAUGAAGAAAAUGUUCAUCCUUUGCCCCAUAAAGAUGAAUGA
Messenger RNA from Humulus lupulus (European hop), 2013 nucleotides. RefSeq lists its product as uncharacterized. Gene Ontology annotation, molecular function: zinc ion binding. The coding region runs from base 1 to 2013 and encodes 670 amino acids. The transcript is spliced from 4 exons. NCBI's taxonomy places the organism in Eukaryota, Viridiplantae, Streptophyta, Magnoliopsida, Rosales, Cannabaceae. The record is from RefSeq and is a predicted model, not a curated record.